This is a messenger RNA of Belonocnema kinseyi, 5386 nucleotides long. RefSeq names its product microtubule-associated protein futsch (gene Haspin). Gene Ontology annotation, biological process: intracellular signal transduction; mitotic cell cycle; protein phosphorylation. Lineage: Eukaryota; Metazoa; Arthropoda; Insecta; Hymenoptera; Cynipidae. The transcript has 9 exons. The record is from RefSeq and is a predicted model, not a curated record. Bases 531 to 5012 code for a protein of 1493 amino acids. Gene Ontology annotation, cellular component: cytoplasm; nucleus. Gene Ontology annotation, molecular function: histone H3T3 kinase activity; ATP binding.
CUUUGCUUGUUUUGGCUUGUACCAGCUUGACUUUUCUUGAAUUGUUAGUAGUUAUAGGGAAGUUGUUAUUUGUGUGUAUUUAAAAAAAGAAGAGUUGCAUCGCGUAUUUAUAAAUUUAAAAAGUUUCAACAAGUGACUGUUCGCGCCAUUUAUUUUAUCAACGACCCCGUGGGUUUUCACCUAAUUCUGGAUUUAUUCUAGUGUGAGUGUAACGUGCAAUAACUUUUUAUCACUUUUAGUAGUGUGCGUGGGCGUUCCACUGCACAUUGCAUUCUUGUGUAUGUUUGUCUCGACUGCAAAUUUGAUUGCAGUGACCUACUUGGGUUUUCGAUGAUAAAUUAUUUAUGCAAUGUCGCGUCACGUUUAACCUGCAUGUAAAAUUGUAAAUAUAAACAGUGAAAUCGAAACGUGUGUCUCGCACAUACCGUCAACCGUUAUUUUUUCAAACAAAAUGUUUUGAAUUGUCGCCGAGUGGUGAAAAGUGUGCUUUUCGCAUUAGUGAUUAAGAACUGUCAUCUUUGUGGGAGAAAAUGAUGCGAAGGCCUCCUUUGAGGACUUAUGACAGAAAGAACAAUGGCAAACUCAAUUUCUCAACUUACCAAAAACCUGCACUCAAUUUUAUUGCCGUGGAAAGGGAGGCGUCAAAGAAGAAGGAAUUUGUCGACGACUCACUCGAAGAUCCUUUUGAUACGACUUUUGAUCGACUCUUGAAACAGGCCAAAAAUCAGCCGCCAAAACAACCACCGAAUCUGGGACUCUCCUACAUCAACUCGAGUUCAGAAGGGAGUUACAUCCAAACUCCUGCUAGGCCGAAAAUCUUGACUUCGGAAUCCGAAGAAGAUUUGAAACUGCCAACCCCGAAAAAGAAGCCAAGGUUAAAAAAGUCAGGCUCAAAGCCUGUUAAAUCCAAGACAAAGACAAUAAAGUCAUCCAAAUUAGUAAAAGAGAAAGCUGCAGUUGACGACGGUGAUAAGGUGAAAACCUCCACCAAACCUAGUAGAAAAAAGACUGAUGAGGAAAAUUUAAAACCACCAACCAAGAGAAAAAGAAGAAGAAUCAGCAGUUCUUCAGAAGACAGUCCAACUGAUUUGGUUUUGGAUAAAAGAAAUAGUAUUUUAGAAUCUAGUUCCGAGGACGAACCCAGGAUUCCCAGUAAUUUAGCAGAUUUCUCAUUCACUCAAUCCCCCGAGAUUAUCAAAUCUUUGCCUAAUAUUGCCGAUGACAAUGAGCCUGAUAAUAUUGAGAAUGUUGAAAAUUACAUUUCAAACACGGAGAAACUUGAUAAAAGAAGUAACGAAUUCUCACCCAAGUCAAGUUUUCACUCUGAAGAAAGUGUUUCUACUCAAAAAGAUUUUUAUUCCAGCAAGACUGAUUCUGUGAUAAGUUCGAAAAUAGUGUUCCAUAAGAGUCUAAAAGAGUGCUCUGUUGUAGUAAAACGAUGCGAUUCGAUGAUCAGGAAAAAAAAAGGUUUGUUCAACUUAAAACCUUGUUCAGUUAAAAUUCCUCGCCUCGACAUAAAAUCUAAAAGGAAAGUCAAGGCCUUGAUUAGUAAAGUUCUCGAAAGAAAAAGUAAAGACGAAACAGAACUGGAAAAAGUAGUAGAGAAUGAAAUUGUUCUUACAAAUAAUAUUUCCAUCAAAGAAACUAGUUCAAGAAAAUCAUUGCUGGAAGGAAUAUUUGAUAUGAAAUCCCAAUUAAGCGAAAGUCUGCCCCUUAAGGACUGCGUCGUUAAAUUAACUCGCAUAAACCCCCCGAGAAAUUCCUUUCCGGGAACCUUAUAUAGUAGCACUCCCUUCGUGAGAAGGAAGAAUGAUAAUCUCAUAUUGGAAGGAUUUUCACCUAUAGCAAUGGAGAUAAGCAACAUUGCAGCUGUGUCUGAAUCUUUUCGAACCCCACCGUCUGAAAUUGAAUCCACCGUCGUCACAUCGAGAAAAGUUAGCGAACCUCGUCUACAAUUGGAAGAUAUCAAUUCCAAUAAUAAUAAUAAUAAUAAUCAUCACAGUAAUCCUCCUCCCACACCUUUCGAGUUUAAUUCUGAAAUUUUGAAUGCUAGUUCCGAUUAUUCCGCAAUCGACUGGACGACUGUUAGCUUGAGUGAUUCUCAAUGUAUCAAAUUUAGAGAAGAAUUACAAACUCCUGUACCUGCAAACAAAACUGAUGAAGACUUGUCAGCGACUGUACCACUAUCAGUCAGUAAAGAUUUCGAGCCGAUUACGAAGCCAUUUGAUUUUGUCGCCGAGAGGAAUUUAAAUUUGAUUCCAGAAUAUGAAAAAUCCGCCUCGCUCUUUGACGACACGAUGAUUUCUGAAAUCCAAUACACGCGAGAGAAAAAAAGUCCAUUAAAAAUUGAUGAAAAGAGUUUAGAACUUUCGCCGAUGAUGCCAUCCCUUACAAAAAUGUCGCCUUUAAAGGAUGUAUUUGCGAUGGACUCGUCGUCGAUAUUAAAUCAAAGUGAUUUCAAGGGCUUUGAGAGUCCAACUAUGAGGAAACUUUCACCCAUGACUGCGAUUCCCGCGAGUAUCGUUAAUUCUCUCUCUUAUGAAGACACGGACAAAAGUUUCAUUCUGGAAAGUGAAAAAGGCAAACACAUUCGAUCGCUGGCGUUCGAGAAGAGAUUGUCAGGUGGGCCAAGUCCAAGAAAGUGUCUCAAUUUUGAAGAGGAGCCGAAAAUUUGUGACGAGAAUUUUAUUUCUCUGGGUAAGGAUUCUUUUGGUCAGGAGUCUUUCAGCAAGGAAUCUAUCAACUCAGAAUCUUUUACCAAGGAAUCUAUUAAAGAUUCUCUCAUUGAAUCUUUUGAUCCAGAUUCAUUUAGUCAAAACUCUAGACAAAAUUUGCUCAGUGAAGAGUCAACAAACAAAGAUUCUUUCUCUCAAGAAUCUAUAUCUGAAGUAAGUAUCACCUGUGAUUCUGAGACUAAACUUGGUAGCAAAUUAGAAUUGGCUGAUUCGACUAGCGAAUCUUCUUACAAAUUAGAAGUUUCCCAACCUUCCGUGCGAAGUGCAAGUAUCCUCUUGGAAGAUGAAAAGGGCGAAAUAAAAGAAGAAAGUGAAAAGACUGUUGAAGAAAAUGCUGAGGAAAUUCUUGAGGGAAACGAAGAAGAAAUUUCCGAGGAGAAAGAAGAAGAAAUUGCUGAAAACGAGGCUGUGAUCACUAGUGAAAUUAAUUUCAGAGAGUCGAUUGGCUCUUUGAAUCGACUGAAAGAUCCGAUUAGAAUAACUCAUCAGAGGAAGAGGUAUAAGAAUUGGGGAAUGCAACUGACGGCAAUUACCGAAAACGUAAGCAGAAGAUGUAGUGAAAAUGAAGCUGAGAUUUGUCCCCUGGUGGAAAAAGUUGAGGUUGAUCCAAUUCUGGAACAUACCGUUUCUGUGACGAAUAAUGCUUCUUUGAAUAAUGGUAAGGAUGAAGAUGUACCGGAACAACAUUUGUUCUUGAAACCUGGCAAGUCUUGGGCGAGAUCAUUGUCGAUUUUAAAUAAUAUUCACUCCAGAGAUGAUAUGGAUAGACUCUCUGUUGGGAAAGGAAAAAAAUGGAGGAACAGUGUCAUUUCUAUCCUCGAUAUGCAAAGUAAAGGAAUCCUACAAAGUUGCGUGAAGCAACAGGAUGAUCCGAGAACGCCACAGAAAUGUGGUGGCGGCGCACUGUCGCUGAAUGGAAAUUCCGAAUACGAAUCACGAGUCGACAGACUGAGCACUUUCGGAUCCAUCAGUCCUAACCGAUUCGUGAAGCGGAUCUCCAUUCGUGUUGUACCUGACGUCAAAAAAUUAGACGGUGUUGAAGACACUCAGUUUUUAGAAGCUUACGGAAUUUCGUCAAAUCAACCCAUUAAAACGGUUCCUCCGUGUUUUUCGAGUUUGGAAGAGGACCGUAAGUUUGUAGAAUCCCAAGAGACUCUGCUUCACAGUAAUAUUCAGUUUGAGGAAUCAGUCAUAAAAACCACCGACACGCCACCCCUCGUAACUGCCAAAGACGUUGUUUUGGAAAGAUGUCGUCAGGAUGAUUAUUUGCCCUUCGAUGAAUGCUACUCAGAAAAAUUUUUACAACACUGUCGAAAAAUUGGAGAAGGCGUUUAUGGGGAAGUGUUUCUUCAUGACAACGGAUCUGAUAAUUCCGUUAUCAAGAUUAUUCCCAUUGAAGGUGACGUGAAUGUAAAUGGAGAACCCCAGAAAAAGUUCCACGAGAUUCUUUCCGAGAUUGUUAUAGCAAAGGAACUUCAUGAUCUGAGAUUUGGUGAAAAAAACAAUACAGCUGGCUUUGUUGAAGUGAAAAGUAUAAAAUGCAUUAUAGGGAGGUAUCCUGCGAAAUUAGUUGAACUCUGGAAGGUCUAUGACGACGAGAAAAAAUCUGAAAACGAUUGUCCUUCCAUGUUUGAUGAAAAUCAAUUGUACAUAUCCUUGGAACUUGGACAUGGCGGGCAGGACCUGGAGGCUUUCGUUUUUCAAAAUGCCAGCGAAUCUUAUGCAGUUUUUCUUCAGACUGCCUUCGCAUUGGCUGUCGCUGAACAAAGUCUCGAGUUUGAGCACCGAGACUUGCACUGGGGCAAUGUGUUAAUAUCAAGGUCUAGAAAAUCUCAAGUAUCGUACAAACUUGAUGACCAGGAAAUAUGUUUUCCUUCUAGUGGUGUAAAGGUCGCAAUUAUUGACUUUACGCUAUCACGUAUGUCUUAUCAAAACUGCUGCAUUUUCAACGAUUUGGCUUUAGAUCCCGCCUUGUUUACCGCCGAAGGCGAAUAUCAGUUUGAGAUUUAUAGAUUGAUGAGAGACAAAACAGAAAAUCAGUGGCAAAGGUUUGAACCCUUUACAAACGUACUUUGGUUACAUUACACCGUGGAUAAAAUGAUCAACUUGGUCCGUUAUAAGAAGAAAACGACAAAGAUUCACAAAGCAGCAAUCGAACAACUAAAGGAGCUCAAGGAUCAGAUUUUAAACUACGAUAGUGCCUUUGAUUUAAUAAGAAAUUGUGACAAGUUCGCGAGUCUUUACGACCUGAAUACUUCAGGUCUUUCUCCCUUCUAAAUGGAUCUUUAGAAAAAUAUUAUUACUAUAUUAUUAUUAUUAUUAUUAUUAUUAUUAUUUUAUUAAGGCCUAGAUUUGAAUACCCUUCCAGAUGGUUCGGUGUCAAACAGAUGUUAAGAAUUUACUGAUUAUUGUAAAUAGUGUAAAAAGAUUCCGUGAAUACUAGUUUGUAGAUGAUAGUUUGGGACAUCUCCACAGGCGCAUUCCAAUUUACGAAAGCUCAAAUCUAGUUGAAGAAUUGGAUUACAAAAAAAAAGUAUUGACAUUAGAUUGUACUUAUUGGAAAAUUACAAGUGCCAAAGUAUCAUUUUUUGGAUUAUAUGUUGUUUUUUUAUCUCUAGAGAAAAAAUAAAACUGUAUUUUCGAGAGAGAAU